AUGGACGAACAGGACAUUCUUUGCCCACUCCUCUCGGAAAUCGAGAGCUCCAGAGGCUAUGGAGGCAGCCAAAUGGACGUGAGAUUCGAUGAAAUCAGACCAGCAACAGAGCUUAAAGGGUUUGAAGAAGCUAAUGUUGAUCAAUUACAGUUGUGUUCGAUUUGUUUGGGCGAGCUCUCUGAAGGUGAAGUUAUUUUAGCUGAGACCUCUUGUUCCCAUGUGUUCCACCGCAGGUGUCUCUAUGGCUGGCUGCGUCGGGCUCAUUUCUGUCCAAAUUGUCAAGCAUCCUUCGCGAUUUAG
Oldenlandia corymbosa var. corymbosa is the source of this 300-nucleotide messenger RNA. Lineage: Eukaryota; Viridiplantae; Streptophyta; Magnoliopsida; Gentianales; Rubiaceae. The record is from the annotation of a GenBank genome assembly.